AUGUGCUUUCAUUUUUUCGGAAAUAUUGUGGACAGAACUAGUGAAGAAAUCUUAGUGGAAAGAUUCCGAACAAAGAUGUUCAGAAGCGGCAUGAAGAAGUGCUAUUUGAAAAGGACCAAGAAACUGAAGCAUGGAGAAAGAAAAGCAGGGUGCUGGAAGAAGAAGAAAGUGGCUGUCAGGCUGCUGAAGCAACACAGAGAGCUGUUACUGAAUGAACUAGAUGUGAACAAGGUGCUUCCAUACCUGUUGUACAAGAAGGUCGUUUCGCUUGGUGAAUAUACAGAGAUACAAGGUCAGAAGUCUGGUAGAAAAAGGGCAGAGAUUUUCUUGGAUCAGAUAGUGGAUAAGGGCCCAGAUGCCUUUUACUCCUUCUGCUCCAUACUGGAGGAAGUGUCUCCUCAUCUGCUCACGUGCUUCCUGCUGGGACAUGAAGCUGGCUCAUGCAGACAAAAUAAGAAGCAGGAACAAAAUCUGCCUUCUAACAGUCAGGAAAAUGCUUUUUCCAAGGAAGAGGGUACGGUGUGCUAUCCACCUUUAUAUACAGAUCCUCUCUUUGAUACACGGAUUUUCCCCAAACACGAAAAAGAUAAAUACGGGCCAGCUGUGUACUACCCUAGAAUUCACGGCUUCAUCCCCACGCCAGAAAUCUCUCUAGUGGCUGAAUCAGAAGGCUCAGUGCAGGGCAAACCGUCACUGCGUAGAAUCAAAGGCCGAAUCCACCGCAGCAAGAGCCUGGACAGUAUCGACCUACUGGACUCCAAUAGUGCGGCAAUGGAGGAGACGGUAAUAUGGGAGCAGCACACAGUAACUCUGCACAGGGCUCCAGGAUUUGGGUUUGGAAUCGCCAUCUCAGGCGGGAGGGACAACCCCCACUUCCAGAGCGGAGAGACGUCCAUCGUCAUCUCUGACGUGCUAAAGGGAGGGCCAGCAGAGGGCCUGUUACAAGAGAAUGACAGGGUGGUGAUGGUCAACUCCGUCUCCAUGGAUAAUGUGGAGCACGCGUAUGCUGUGCAGCAGCUGCGGAAAAGCGGAAAGAAUGCAAAAAUAACCAUCAGGCGAAAGAGGAAGGUUCAGGUCCCGUCAGGGCGUCACGGGGAGAGAGAAACAAUGUCUGAGCACGAUGAAGAUGACGACAGCUAUGAAGAUGAGAUCUAUGAAGUACGUAGUGGGCGGAGUGGGUAUGGUGGGGGCGGGUCUACCGGAAGGCGCAAUACUAGAGGAGAGCGACAGGGUACAAGAAGGGACCGUGACAGAGAGCGUAGCGCCUCCAGAGACAGGAGUCUGUCUCCACGCUCAGAGCGCCAUUCUGUCUCUUCCAACCUGGCUUCCCGUCCUGCCAAGAUCACACUCGUCAAGUCUCGCAAGAAUGAAGAAUAUGGCCUUCGCCUGGCCAGCCACAUCUUUGUAAAGGAUAUCUCUCCCGAGAGCCUCGCUGCCAGGGACGGCAACAUCCAGGAAGGUGACGUGGUGCUGAAGAUAAAUGGCACUGUGACUGAGAACCUCUCCCUGAUAGACGCUAAGAAGUUGAUAGAAAGGUCAAAGGGCAAGUUAAAGAUGGUCGUGCAGAGAGACGAGAGAGCCACGCUGCUCAACAUCCCUGAUCUGGAUGACAGCAUUCCCUCAGCCAAUGCUUCCGAUAGAGAUGAUAUUUCAGAUAUCCACUCAGUAGCGUCUGAUCACUCGAACCGAUCCCAUGACAAGAAAAAGAGCAGUCGCUCACGCUCCCCAGACCGGCGCUCAGAGCCCUCGGACCAUUCCAGACAUUCUCCUCCACAAAUCAGUAACAGAAGUCACAGAAGUCAUGAUGAGGAUCGCAUCUCAAAACCACUCCCUUUGCCUGCUAAAAUGGUGGAGGAGACACAUAAAGCACUGGAACAGACUGGGACCAGAGAGGAGAAACAGCUCCCCCCUCUGCCAGAGCCAAAGCCUGUGUAUGCUCAGCCUGGCCAGCCUGACGUGGAUUUGCCUGUCAGUCCAGCAGAUGCCCCUUUGCCCAGUGUUACCCAUGAUGACAGCAUUCUACGGCCUAGUAUGAAGCUGGUAAAGUUUAAGAAGGGUGAGAGCGUGGGUCUGCGGUUGGCUGGAGGCAAUGAUGUGGGCAUUUUUGUGGCUGGUGUGCUGGAGGACAGUCCUGCUGCUAAAGAAGGUCUAGAGGAGGGAGACCAGAUACUCAGGGUCAAUAAUGUAGACUUUGCAAACAUCAUUCGUGAGGAGGCUGUGCUAUUUCUUCUGGAUCUUCCUAAAGGGGAUGAUGUCACCAUUCUGGCACAGAAAAAGAAAGAUGUGUACCGACGAAUUGUGGAGUCAGAUGUGGGUGACUCGUUUUAUAUCCGGACUCAUUUUGAGUACGAAAAAGAGUCUCCAUAUGGACUGAGCUUUAAUAAGGGUGAGGUGUUCCGAGUAGUAGAUACCCUUUACAACGGCAAAUUGGGUUCCUGGCUUGCCAUUCGAAUUGGCAAAAACCACCAAGAAGUGGAGAGAGGCAUCAUCCCCAACAAGAACAGAGCGGAGCAGCUCUCCAGUGUGCAGUACACACUUCCUAAGACAGCGGGAGGGGACAGAGCAGAUUUCUGGAGGUUCCGUGGCCUGAGGAGCUCUAAGAGGAACCUAAGGAAAAGCAGAGAGGAUCUCUCCGCGCAGCCCGUCCAGACAAAAUUCCCUGCUUAUGAGAGAGUAGUACUUAGAGAAGCUGGUUUCCUGAGACCUGUAGUAGUGUUUGGUCCCAUUGCUGAUGUUGCCAGAGAGAAACUUUCAAGGGAAGAACCAGACAUCUUUGAGCUUGCCAAGAGUGAGCCCAGAGAUGCAGGCACAGACCAGCGCAGUUCUGGAAUCAUCCGUCUCCAUACCAUUAAACAGAUUAUUGAUAGAGAUAAGCAUGCGGUGUUGGACAUCACCCCUAAUGCUGUGGACCGUCUGAACUAUGCCCAGUGGUAUCCCAUUGUGGUAUUUCUGAACCCAGACAGCAAACAGGGAGUGAAGAACAUGAGAACCAGGCUGUGUCCUGAAUCUAGAAAAAGUGCAAGGAAACUGUAUGAGCGUGCCCUCAAACUGAGGAAGAACAACCACCAUCUCUUCACCACCACCAUUAAUUUGAACAACAUGAAUGAUGGGUGGUAUGGAGCUCUGAAGGAGACCAUCCAGCAACAGCAGAACCAGCUUGUCUGGGUUUCUGAGGGCAAGGCCGAUGGAGCUCCAGAGGAUGACUUGGACAUCCAUGAUGACCGCUUGUCCUACCUCUCGGCGCCGGGCAGCGAGUACAGCAUGUACAGCACCGACAGCCGCCACACAUCUGACUAUGAGGACACGGACACUGAGGGAGGUGCUUAUACAGACCAGGAGCUGGAUGAGACCCUGAACGAUGAGGUGGGCUUACCCAGUGAGCCUGCAAUUACCCGCUCCUCAGAGCCUGUGCGAGAGGAUCCACCCGUUAUCCAAGAUGUUCCAGCGUACCCCAAUUACCAGCAUGCUACCCCCCAACCUGAGCCCAUGAACCGUAUCGAGUCUGCUGGAUUUAAGGUUCCUGCUCCUCAACAGCAGGCUGAGGCUGCUGUGGCCCUGCCUUCUUUCCCCCCUGCAGUGGCAUCAGUGCCCCCUGCUGUUGAGCCUGCCACGCCAAUAGCGGGUACGAAAUCCAAGGAGCCAACUGGCACCGCUCAGGCCGACUCUGUUAACCUUCCCACCCCAGAACCCGAGUCCCAGCCCGAUCCUGAGCUCGCUCAGGCCCCAACACACGACCCCCACCAGUCGCUCGUGCCCAGCCCACAUCCAAAGCAGAUGUAUAAGAAGGACCUGUACAGUGUGGAUGAGCCGGUGCGAGUAAAUCACAUGAUGAAGCCCCAGCAGCCACAGUCUUUAGCUCCCCCAUCCUCUCUGUCGUAUAGCCACCAGCCUGUGUAUCAGGACAAACAGCCAUACCGCGAGUACGACCACCCGCCUUACGGCUACGACGGUGGCGGCUACGCACAACCAAAGCCUCACAACUACAAUGCGCACCUGCACUAUGACAACCGCGUGCCUCAUUAUGAUGAACAAUGGCCCCAGUAUGACCAGCAGUCCUCGGCCCAGCCUGCUCCUCCUCCUCCUCCUCCUCCAGCUGGGUCAGGCUACCCUCAGGGCCACCAGCCUCCCACUCUGAGCUAUGAGCCCUGCUCCCCCUACGAGGAUGGCCCCACGCGGGACUAUAGCCCUCCUCAGCCUCGCUACGAUGAGCCGCCUAUGGCUUAUGAUAACCGACCAGUACGACACGGAAAACCAGGUCCUGUUCGUUAUGAGGAACCUCCGCCUCCACCUCCUCCUGUCGUGUAUGAUGCCCGCUCUCCUUAUGAACCUGAGCCACAUGGCUUUCCCAUUAAUAACCCCCGGUCUCCUGACCCUCCCAAGCAGUAUUAUGGAGAUACCUCUCUGAGACCCGCAUCAUAUAAUCCAGGGCUACCAAACCGCGGCUACAAACCAGGGCAACAUGAACCUCUGAAUUCUGACCCCCCAGUUCCUCCUCCUAAACCUGAAGUUGUGCUGUCCCCAGUGGAGCCACUACACACUGCAGCUGCUAAACCGUUGCCUCCUCCACCCAGAGAAGAUCCAGACGAGGAGGAUCCUGCCAUGAAACCCCAGUCUGUUCUUAACAGGGUCAAGAUGUUUGAGAACAAGCGCUCUGUGAGUGUAGACAGAGCCAAGGAAGUUGGGGAUGUGCCAGGUGUCAGGCCCACAGAUUUCCCCAAACCUGUGAUCGCCCCUGGCCCGGUGUCUAAGGCAAAUUCCCUCAACAACCUAGAACAGGAGAAACCUGGGUAUAGGGCUCCUGAGCCACAGAAACCCCAGUCCCGGUUAGGAGAUGAAGUAGUUCGUGCCAACCACUAUGAACCUGAUGAAGAUGAGGAUUACUACAGGAAACAGCUGUCCUACUUUGAUCGCCGUAGCUUUGACAACAAGGCUCCCCCCCAGCCUACAGUUAAUCGCUUCCAUGAUUUGGCUAAACCUGCACAGCCUCAACUAGGAUACCCUUAUAACAGGACUGAGACAGGGGAGAAAGUGAGCCCUGUGGAUAAGAGAUAUGAGCCGGUCCCCCAAGUUAACUCUACACCAACUCCCUAUGGUCAGACAGGCCCUGCUGUCCCACCUACGUCUCUGCCCAAACUCACCAAUGCAGAGGUGAACUCUCUCCCAGAUCCCCACAGUUCACCCAAGGGCAAACCUGAUUUGUCUACUCUACGUCCUCCUACACGUGAUGAACCAGUCCAAGGCAAUUAUCUUCCACAGAAGUCUCCAGUUAAUGGCACUGACGUCCCGCCCAAGACUCUGAGUGUCCCUGCUCCUACCAGUUACAAUCGCUUUGUUCCAAAACCUUACACAAGUACUGCACGGCCGUUUGAGCGCAAGUUUGAGAGCCCUAAAUUCAACCACAACCUUUUGCCCAAUGACACCCAGUCCAAGUCAGUUGUGGUGAACAACAACCCCAAACCUCAUCUCUCACCGCAACCUCUGGACGCAGAUAGUGGUGUGGAUACGUUCACCCGCACUAUGGACAACAGGCCCAAAUAUCAGCACAACAAUGUCAAUGCUGUCCCCAAAGCAAUCCCCGUCAGCCCUAAUGCACUGGAUGAUGAUGAUGACGAUGAAGGACACACGGUGGUUGCCACAGCACGGGGCAUCUUUAACUGUAAUGGCGGAGUAUUGAGUUCAAUUGAGACUGGCGUGAGUAUUAUCAUUCCCCAGGGAGCCAUCCCUGAAAGCGUGGAGCAGGAGAUCUACUUUAAAGUGUGCAGAGACAACAGCAUCCUGCCUCCACUGGACAAGGAGAAAGGUGAAACUCUGCUCAGCCCCCUGGUCAUGUGUGGGCCUCAUGGUCUGAAGUUUCUGAAACCGGUGGAGCUGCGCCUGCCACACUGUGCGUCUAUGACCCCUGAUGGUUGGUCUUUUGCUCUAAAAUCAUCCGACUCCUCGUCGGGUGACCCCAAAUGCUGGCAGAAUAAAUCUCUCCCAGGGGACCCCAAUUACCUGGUGGGCGCCAACUGUGUGUCUGUACUCAUCGACCACUUCUGAAGAGGGCGACAGCUGGUCUGUUACUGAAAGGCGAAGUGUCAGUGGAGAACAUUAUGAAGCCCUUUCCCCCCACCCCCACCCCUUUUCCUUAUCUCCCCUUCUCUGCUUCCCCUCUACAAUGAGGUCAUUCUUUUCUCCUGUUUUGUGGAAAGUUGCAAGACAAGACUUAAUGUGCUUGGAAGACAAGGAGAGCACCGCCUACUGGUGCUGAAUCCCCACAAAACUCCUACUUAUUGUUUUUUGCUUUGGUGCUUGAAGGCUUGCCAAAUAUGAAAUGGAUGGAAUAAGAGCUUAUUUAAAUGAAAUAGAAUGCAUGACCAGUACCACAGACAGACUGAAAGAACCCCAUUUGUCAAAAGUGUUUAAAUAAAAAAUUAGAAGAGACAUGUUUAAAUGAAGGGAAAAAUUGUUUAUAUAUUAAAAAUCUCCAUUUAUGCUCACAAACAAAAAAAAAUUUUUUUUUUUUUUUGUUUGUGAAGUCUGUGGUCAUGCUUUUGUGGGUGUAUGUCAGAACUGCUGUGGAUCUGCAUAAUUCUGAGCCUAUUUUCUGGCGACUUGAAUGAAGGACACUAAAAAUGUUACGAAGAUGUGUUUCUGAAGGAUCCUAACUUUUUCUGCUCAUUAUUGAUGAACUUCCUUCACCGGAUUAUAAUGGGCUCUACAUUUUGAACAGACCUUUUCUAGUGAUGUUUUACCAUAGAUGAACACACUGGCAAAACUCCUGCUGUCUAGAGAUCUAUGCAUGUGCUACGACUCAGGUCCAGACGCCUGCUACUACGUUCAGAACACCAACUUUUCCCAUCUUUACACUGCGAGCAGUGAUGCCUUACCUGCAUAUUAACAUUAUUUUAACAAAACCACAUGCAAAUGUUACGUUUAGGACGAUGAGUGUAAUUAUGAAGGAUAUUUAAAUUAUAUCACCGUUUGAAGCUCAUUAUGUUAGUCGAUUGGAUUUAGCACACCAUUAUUCGAGGCUAAUGAACAGGUAUGCUUUAUUUUACUGCUAUGCAUAUGAAGUCAAAAGCGUACAAAACACUAGGAUAUGUUUAAAUUAUAGCUGUAUAUACUGCUAGCACAUGGCCUUGGUUCGCUGUAAAUGGAACUUUUUGUACAUUUUUGUUAUUUUGUAUUAAAAAAUACUUAAAAUGGGGGGCAAGUAUUUUAAAAAAGUGAAAAGAAAAAAAAAACAAGAAAAAAAAAAACACUACAUUGGUUAUGUUUGUAUUACACUUAUACCCCUGAGCCUUGGAACUAAACUUAGCAGUAAGAAAAAAAAUAAAUAAAAAGUAAAUAAACAAACAAACAAAAAAACUUUUCUACCAUCAUAUACACAAAUCUCUACUCUAUGGCAUUUUUAACAAUAAGAACACAACAUUUUUAUUCUUAUUUACAGAAUAGGAAAGUGCUCGGUUUCAAUAAUUUAAUGACUCUGUACUUAAGCAGAGGCCGCUGUGGUGAGUGGUCCUGUACUUUGUGAUACUGGAUGCUGUAUUGUGUGCCCUGAAAUGUAUUUUUGUACUAGUAAACAAUUUAAUAAGGCACAUCAGUACUCUUUUUCUUUUGAUAUAAACCAGCUUCUACCCAAUCUGAGUUUCUUUUCUUUAUGAGGCUGACAUUUUUCUUUCUUUCUUUCUUGUUUUUUUUUUUUUUGCUGCACAUUUCUAAGUAUACCACUGUAUUAAAUAAUAAAUUCAUUUUUAAAGUAA
Clarias gariepinus (North African catfish) is the source of this 7745-nucleotide messenger RNA. RefSeq names its product tight junction protein 1b (gene tjp1b). Gene Ontology annotation, molecular function: cell adhesion molecule binding. NCBI's taxonomy places the organism in Eukaryota, Metazoa, Chordata, Actinopteri, Siluriformes, Clariidae. The transcript has 31 exons. The record is from RefSeq and is a predicted model, not a curated record. Gene Ontology annotation, cellular component: bicellular tight junction; plasma membrane. The coding region runs from base 1 to 6039 and encodes 2012 amino acids. Gene Ontology annotation, biological process: protein localization to cell-cell junction; cell-cell adhesion; positive regulation of blood-brain barrier permeability.